This is a messenger RNA of Chaetura pelagica (chimney swift), 2149 nucleotides long. RefSeq names its product ribophorin II (gene RPN2). The record is from RefSeq and is a predicted model, not a curated record. Gene Ontology annotation, biological process: protein N-linked glycosylation. Gene Ontology annotation, cellular component: oligosaccharyltransferase complex; membrane. The coding region runs from base 1 to 1809 and encodes 602 amino acids. Lineage: Eukaryota; Metazoa; Chordata; Aves; Apodiformes; Apodidae. The transcript has 16 exons.
AUGGAGCCUUCUGGCUCACCUUCCCUGCUUGCUGAGCAGGGCAUUCCAAAAGGCUUUAGGAAUUACUUAGAGGUGUACCAGAAAGCCAUUCCUACAACACUUUUCAAUGAUGAAAUCCCCAAGGCUGCCUGCAAGUUUGUCAAGUCUCACGUGGACUCCAGCAGUGUUGAUUCCCUCUUCUAUGCUGCACAGUCCAUCCGGGUCCUGGCUGGCUGUGAGGUUACCAUUUCAAAUGAGACCAGGGAGCUGCUGCUUGCAGCUGUCAGUGAGGACUCCUCAGUCACCCAGAUCUUCCAUGCUGUUGGGGCUUUGAGUGCCUUUGGCCUUCCCUUGGCAUCUCAGGAGGCACUUUCUGCCCUCACUGCUCGUCUGAGCAAAGAAGAGAGCGUGCUGGCAACCAUCCAGGCUCUGGAGACGGCAUCUUACUUGUCCCAGCAGGCAGAUCUAAGUGGCAUUGUUGAGGAGAUAGAGGAUCUUGUUGCUCGCCUGGAUGACCUGGGUGGAGUUUACCUGCAGUUUGAAGAAGGGAUUGAGGCAACUGCCCUGUUUGUUGCUGCUGCCUACAAGCUGUCAGACCACGUGGGUGCAGAGCCAGCCAUGAAGGAGGACCAAAUUAUCCAGCUGAUGAAUGCAAUUUUUAGCAAGAAGAACUUUGAGACGCUCUCCGAGGCCUUCAGCGUCGCUUGUGCCGCCGGCGCUUUAUCCCGGAACCGCUACCACUUGCCUGUCAUUGUUGUCCCUGAGGGGCCUGCAGCUGUGUCUCACCACCAGCCUGUGCUCAGGCUGCAAGUGACUGAUGUUAUGUCCCAACCCCUGACUCAAGCUUCUGUAACACUGGACUAUGCCAAGUCUGCAUCUAGCAAAGCCACCAUCCUUCAACAGACAGCCUUUGCUCUCUCUGGAGAUGUUUUUGAGCUGAACUUCAUGAAUGCAAAACCUGCAAGUGGAUAUUAUGAUUUCUCCAUCAGUGUUGAUGGAGAUAAGCGAUUUAUUGCUAACAAAGUAGAGCUGAAAGUGAAAGUUUCCACAGAAGUUGGGAUUACUAACGUGGAUCUUUCUACUGUGGAUAAAGAUCAGAGCAUUGCACCAAAAACAACCAGGGUUGCUUACCCAGCCAAAGCCAAGGGCUCCUUCACUGCUGACAGCCACCAGAAUUUUGCUUUAUCCUUCCAGCUGAUAGAUGUGAACAGUGGAGCUGAACUCAUCCCUCACCAGACCUUUGUCCGACUUCACAACCAAAAGACUGGCCAGGAGGUUGUGUUUGUUGCAGAACCAGAUAGCAAGAAUGUAUACAAGUUUGAACUGGAUACCUCUGAAAGAAAGACUGAAUUUGACUCUGCCUCUGGUACCUACACUCUUUACUUGAUAAUUGGAGAUGCCACUCUGGAAAAUCCGAUCUUGUGGAAUGUGGCUGAUGUUGGGAUCAAAUUCCCAGAAGAGGAUGCACCAUCCACGGUCCAGUCCAAGAACCUCUUUGUUCCCAAACCUGAAAUCCAGCACCUCUUCAGGGAGCCUGAGAAGAGGCCUCCCACUGUGGUAUCUAACACUUUCACUGCAUUAGUUCUCUCCCCGCUGCUUUUGCUGCUCGUUCUGUGGAUAAAGAUAGGUGCCAACAUCUCCAACUUCAGCUUUGCUCCCAGCACCAUUGUUUUUCAUCUGGGACAUGCUGCAAUGUUGGGACUCAUGUAUGUCUACUGGACUCAGCUCAACAUGUUCCAGACUCUGAAGUACUUGGCCAUUUUGGGUGGUGUCACGUUCCUGGCAGGCAACAGGAUGCUGGCUCAGAAAGCAGUAAAAAGGACACACUAGUACCAGAAGAAUGGAAGAAAUGGGAAAAAACAAAGCAAUUGCCUUCAGAACAGAAGUGAAUAAAUAACUGAAAGACCACAAGAAGAAAGGCAGAAGCAUUUUUAUUUUUUUUACAUUGUCAAAAGGGUGCCAGUUAUACCUUUUUUUUUUUUUUUUAAUCUGAUUUUCAUCGUUGUGUUGAUGCUACUUGAGGGCUUUUCAUAUGAAUCUGGAAGUUCCUUUCUUCCCUGAAUCCUUCACCCUUUUUUGUCCCAGGAUGUUUGAAUUUCCUUUAGAAAAAGAGGAACAGAAAUUACAGUUCUGCUUACCCAAGUGCUAAAUGAUUUGUGAAUAAAGAGGA